Molecule: messenger RNA, 12491 nt
Organism: Pelobates fuscus (common spadefoot toad)
Lineage: Eukaryota; Metazoa; Chordata; Amphibia; Anura; Pelobatidae
Gene: GOLGB1
Product: golgin B1
Exons: 16
Coding region: 100-10137 (3345 amino acids)
Cellular component (GO): cis-Golgi network; endoplasmic reticulum-Golgi intermediate compartment; Golgi apparatus
Source: RefSeq, a predicted model, not a curated record
GAGAGAGAUAAGGAAGGAGCCCAGGUCCGUCUCCUUCUCCCGCAGUGAGGGAGCCCCUGACUAGACAGAGAUCCGGGGAAAGGCUGGGUCCUGCUCGGGAUGUUUAGCCGUCUUUCUGGUCUCGCUAACACGGUCUUGCAUGAACUCUCUGGUGAUGGAGAGGCAAUUGAAACCACCGGGAUUUCGGAUCCCGUGGCAGUGGACAGUUCAGCAGAAGAUAUGUCAGAAGAUGUGAAGGAACAACUUGCUCAUUAUGAGCAGCUAGUGGUCCAGCUGAAGAUACUUAUUCAGCAGAAGGAUGGAGAGAUUCAGCAGAAAGAUGCACAACUAAAGUCGGAGCGAGAAUCUUCAGAUGCAAAAUUGGCCAAACUUAAGCUUCAGGCAAAGGCAAAAGUGACAAACUUGAAUAAGCAAAUCGAGGAACUGAAAAAAGCAUCAGACAGCCGUCUUAACCAAGAUGGAAGUGGAGAUUCGAGGAACAACAAGGAGAAGAGCGAGUUCCAGCAGGAAAAUGACAAGGAGAAACAGAAAUUGGAGGAUAUUGUUUCUGAACUUACAAGGCAGCUCCAGGAGAAACAGGAGAACAUUGGUACGCUUACAAAAGAGCUUGAUGAGAGCCAGCUAACUGUAACAGAGUUUACAAGACAGCUCAGCGAUAGUCAGCAGACUGUUACUGAUCUCACAAGAGAACUCCACAACAGCCAAGAAACUGUGAGACAGCUUCACAUUGCACAAGAGAAACAUGAGACUGAGAUUCUUCAUUUGCAGAGAAAACUGGAGGAACAUGUUGAGUCUCUUCGCUCACGCACUCAAGUGGUGGAAAUGAUGGAGCAGGAGCUCCAAAGUGCAGAGCUUCAGAAACAGGUUUUGUCUGAGCAGUAUCGACAGAUGGAGAAGGAGCUGUUAUCUUUGAAAGAUACUCUUGAUGUGGCACAAGAAGAAAAUAUGUCCCAGUCUUCCAUCUCUAAGGAGCUACUGAAAGAAAAAGAUCUCAUCUGUCAGAGACUGCAGGAAGAACUGGAGCAAGAACGUACAUCUAAAGAAAAGUUACAAAUAUUGAAAGAAGAGCUUGAAAUGAAACAUGGUUUUCGGAAUGAGUUGAGCCAACUAAAAGAGGACAUUGAGAGAGAAGAGGGUGCACGUGAAGUCUUGGAACAAAUGAAAGCCGAGCUGAUGAGAGUAAAGGGUGCACAGGAUGAGUUACAAAGACUAAAUGAUCAGCUGGAGGUAGAAAGGAAUGCUCAUGAGAUGCUUGAACAAGUUAGAGAAAAACUAGAUCGAGUGAAAGGAGCACAAAAAACACUGCAAAGCAUGCAAAAUGAGCUGGAGGGUGAAAAAACUGCUCAGGAGAUGUUAGAACAAGUAAGAGAGGAACUUGAGAGAGUAAAGGGAGCUCAGAAUGAGUUACAAACUAGGAGAGAUGAACUUGAGUGCGCAAGAGAAACCCAGAAAAAUCUUAAGGAGGCGCUUGAGAAAGGAAGAAAUGUUCAAGAUGAUUGUGGAAAAAUGAGAGAAGAUUUGGAGAGGGUUAAUGCAGCUAGGAAUGACUUGGAAAUGAUGAGAGAAGAGCUAGAGAGACAAAGCAGCACUUGGGAAGAGCUGGAAAGAGUCCAAAAAGAGCUAGAGAGUGGAAGAGAGGCUGAGGAGAAGUUGAAUCAACUUAGAGAGGAGUUGGAGAGGCAGCAAGCAGCUCAGGCUGAAUUAUUGAAAGUUAAACUUGAAUUAGAGAAAGCCAGAGAAGCUCAGGAAGAGCUGAACUUAAUGAAGGAGGAGCUAGAGAGAUUUUCUGGAGCCAAGGCUGAGCUGGAAACAGUGAAAAAAGACCUUGAUAGAGAGGGUGGUGACCAGGAAGACAAUGAGGCAGUAAAAGAGAAACCACAAAGUGAAAUGGGGGAUCAGGAUAUCCAGGGAAGAUCUACGUAUAUGCAAGAGGAAGUGAUGGUAACUGAAGAUGGUCUAGUAGAGAGAGUGGUUGAGGGGGACCUGGAAAAGGCAGCUCGAGAAGAGAUGGCUAAUGAAAAAGAGGACCCAGAAAACCACUUAAGCCUUUAUCAGCACUCCAGUAGUGUUUCAGAGAUGACAACAGUGUGUGAAGAACUUAAGAUGUCAAGUGAAAAUUCAAAGUUGGAGUCAGGGGAAAGCAUCUCUGUGUCAGAUAUCUCAUAUAUCUCAUCCUCUACCGAGAGUCACCAGGACUUUACAGAAGGACAUUCUGUGCAGGUGCUGCAGUCUUACAUCACUAAAGAUAUUGCGGUAACAAUGGAAGGCAUGAAGGAGAAGCAGCUGUCCAUUCUUAUGGUGGAUAUCAAUGAUGCCCAGGAGGAGAUACAGAAGUUAAAAGACCAAAUGACUGAAGAAAGGGAGUCAAACAACGAUGAAAGAUCAGCUCCGACAACAGAGGAAAAUAACAGUGUAUUCACUGAAAUAAUUCAAGAAGCAAGUUCUACUAGAAUCUGGAAAGAGCAAACAGAGUUCCACAAGCAAGAAGAACACAGUACAAUUAGUACAUCGUUGCAAUUUUCUCACAGUGAUCAAUCUGCAGUGAUUACCUGUAUCAGCGAGUCAGAAGCAGAUGUAGCAAUCAAUGGGGUCCAGGAGCAUGAGACAUCUGAUAGCAAACAUGACGUCUCAACAUCACAGUGUGCUGUAUGUAAAGGUUAUAACAGAGAUUCUGAGAUUCUUUUGUUGCAAAAUAUGGUGGCAGAUCUCAAAAUUCAAGUGACCGCUCUUGCUUCUGAAAAAGAAGUCUUGGCCAUAAAACUCCAAAAUCAAAUGCAUGAGCCUGAAUUUGCAGAGGGACAAAUUGGCACUGGAAGAGAUCUAAAAGACAUAGAGGAACUUCAGAUGACCAACUAUGAGAGUCAGAACAUUCUGAAGGAACAAUUAAACAGCUUAGAAAAUGAAUCCAAAUCUAAAGACUUGAAAAUUUCUGCUCUGCAAAAGGACCUGGAUCACAUUCAUUUAAUGCUCACUGAGCAAGAAUCACUCUCACAAAUGCAGAGCAAACAACUUAAUGAGGAAGCAAGCCAAGUAGAGAAAAUGCAGGAAAUUCUGAGCCAUAGCCAGAGUAAAGAGGAGAGACUUUCUGAGGUGCUUGCUGCUAAUGAAUGUGAAAUUGUUUCACUUCGGGAAUUGCUUUCCCAGAAAAGCACACAGAUUGCAAAUUUGCAAUUGUCUGUACAAGAGAAAGAUCAGCAGGUGGCAGAGAUAAGCCAUAGCUUUUCUGAUAAGAUGGUCCUCCUAAAUGAAGAAAAGUAUACCAUGGAUAAAGAAAUUAAGGCCCUAAAGGAACAACUGAAUUCAUCUAAUAGGGAGCAAAAUGGAGAAAUGAAAGAAUUGUCAGAGGCAGUAAGAAAAGAAAAUACAGAAAUACGUAUUCAGCUGGAAACCGUUCUUAAGGAGAAAUCUCAACUGCAGGAAACGCUGGAGGUAAUGCAGAAAGAGGAACGGGAACUUAAUGGACGCAUAGAAGUUCUACAACACACUAACAUUCAGGACCAAGAAACCCUGAAAUCCGUUCAAGAAGAGAGAUAUAUGUUGAAGACUCAAGUGCAAGCACAUUUGCAGAAGGUAAACGAGCAUGAAGAGUUAUUAAUUGAGAUGGAAGCACUUAGACAUGCUCAUCUGCUACAGCAAGAGAUGGUGCAAGCACAACAGAAAACUCAAGAGGAACUGCAGGAUCAACUUCUCGUACUGACAGAGAAACAACAACACAGCCUGGAAGACUUACAGCAUUUGCAGGAAGAGAAAAGCGAGUUGGAGUCUCAGCUGAAAUUCUACCUCAGUCAGCCACUGGAAGAAGAAAAGAAAGAUGGCUCUAAUGAGGCCAGUGAGCUGCAACAAAAGCUGGAACAUCAAAGGAAAGACAAUGAGCACCUUAAGAAGAAGCUUCAGGCUGCACUAGUCAAUAGAAAGGAGCUGAUGAAGAAAGUGUCAGAAUUGGAGAAAGCUUUAGCGAAAGGUGGGGAGCCUUUGUCCUCUUGUGAUAACAAUGAUGCUGAUGUUUUAGAUAUCCCAAAGACACAAGAGCAAAAGAUGGCUGAAGAGUUUCUGAAGCAGCAACUUUCUGACCGAGAAUCUGAACUGGAGAAUGCAAAGAAGGAACUGGUUGAAAAAACGGCAGCUUCAGAUUUGCUUCAAUCACGCAUAGAUGAAUUGACUGUAGAACUGAACGAGAAGAGCAAAACAAUAGAGUUACUAAAUGUAGACAAGAUGGAAAAUCUGUCUGUGACUGCAUCACCUUCUGCACCAUCUCCACAUCCAGAGACUACUGAUCUUAAUGCAUCCAUUAACCAAGAACAUGAAUCUAAUGCCAGAGUUGCUCUAGAGAAUAGAAUAGCUAAUCUAGAGCAAGAAAAGGAGAUUCUUCAGAAGAAGAUUCAAGAUACACUAAAUUCCCGCAGAGACACAAUUAAAAAAGCGCAAGAAAAAGAUAGACACCAUCGUGAACAACUUAAGCAACAGAAAGAUGAGUUUAACUUAUUACAGGAAAAGUAUGAAGUACUACAGAAGAAUCAAAAUGCUCAGCUAGGACAGUUAGGAUUUGACCAAGAAAGCGAAGCACAUACUGUGAGCCAGUAUACAUCAGGAGAGCCAGGCGAAGUCCAUACCUCAAAUAAAGAAUCGGAAAUGCAGUUUCAAGAUCCUGCCUUUUCAGAGAAAAAUGCUCAGGACUCUGGUUGGGACAAUGAUUGGGUGGAGUUUUCUACUGCUGAAGUUACAGAUAAUCUUGCUGAUGGAACGCCAAACACAGAACCCACUCUGGAAAGCUAUAAAACACAACUAAAUAUCUUCAAAACCCAGAAGGAUGAACUUGAAUUAAGAACUGCACAAAUUGAAGAACAACUUUCCCAGCGCUUGGAAGAAGUUGCACAUCUACAAGAUACUGUAGAACAAUUAACAAGGCAGUUAGAUCGAGAGAAAGAAACCAAUCAUGAGUCCAAUACACAAGCUGCUAUUUUGAAAGCAGAACUUGAAAACAAACUCCAAGAGACCAUCCAUCAUCUAGAAUCAGAAAUCAUGCAUAUUAGGGAAGAAGUAAAUACUAGGAAUGAGGAAAUUACAAAUCUUAAUAUAAUACUAGUGGAAAACAAGGAAGAUCUACAGAAUGUUCAAACCUCUUUGUUGGAGAAAGAUAAUUUGAUCAUAGCUCUCAAAGUGCAGCUUGAAAAUCAGACUAAAGAAUUUAAAGACCAUAGCAGCAGGCUUGAAAUGCAGGUUUUAGAAGUACAGCAGAAGCAAGAUGAUGACAUUGAGGAAGAAUCAAAGGGCAAACAGCAACUUCAGAGAAAACUUCAGGCUGCUCUAAUUUCCAGAAAGGAAGCACUCAAAGAAAAUAAAAUGCUGAAAUCCAAGCUGGAGACAAUGACAACAAAUAACGAGGAACUCUUAAAGAAUUUGCGCGCAGCAGAGAGUUCAUUGGAACAACAAAGUACAGAAAAAGAUAAAUUGCUUGAGAGAUUAUCAAACCAGAAGGGAGAACGAGACAAACUGAUUGCUGAAGUUGACAAGUGUUUAAUGGAAAAUCAAAACCUAGCAGCUUCAUGUGAAAGUCUCAAACUUGCUCUGGCUGGCGUUACGACAGAUAAAGAGUCCUUAGAAAAAGAGUUUGAAUCAAUGAGACUAUUAGAAACUUUACAGAGUUCAGAGUGGCAGGAAAAGCUGUCUGAGCUACAGAAAGAAUAUGAGACACUGCUACAGUCCUAUGAGAAUGUUAGUGAUGAGACUGAUAAGAUGAAAAGAGUUUUGGAAGCAGUAAAGUUGGAGAAACAAGAAGUCUUCGGUAAGCUGAAAAGCAUGGAGGCAGCAAAGCGUGAUGUUGAGGCACACGUAGAAGAGUUGGAACAGGAAUUGGAAGGCAUGAAGGAAAAGAUGAGAAAGUUUGCCAAAUCAAAGCAGCAAAAAAUCCUUGAGCUAGAAGAAGAGAAUGAAAGACUUAGAGGAGAACUGCAGCCUGUCAGUGAAGGCCAGAAGAGGCGGUUUGACAAAGCCCAAUCAGAAAAUGCAGAGCUGAAGACAGAACUGGAUAGAGUUCACGCUGAAACUCUGGAUCUUACAGUUCAGCUGGAACUGGUAAAGUCUGAAAAAGCUUCUUUGGAGCAACAAACUGAACACCUAAAGCUUCAGUUGGAAAGUGUUGAGUUGAAAUUGCAGAAAACUCUGGAAGAUUCAAAAUCUGUUUCCAUCCAAAAGGAAAUAAUAUUUGUACAGGAAACCGCAUCCUGCCAACCAGAUAAUUUAACAGAAGAGCAAGCUGCAGAAACAUCUGCUGACAAGGGCACACACUUGGAAAUAAGCCAAGAAAAUGAAAAGUUACAGAAUGCAUGUCAACUGGAAGGUCUCAUGGCAGAUCUGGAGAACAAAUCCAAGAAAAAUGAAGAAAUAAUUGAGACAAUGAGAGAAGAAAUCACUGUAUUAAAGACAGAAAAGAUAAAUGUCGACAGGCAAUUGACAGUUACCCAAGAUCAGCUGAGCACGCUGCAAGAACAAAUAGAGCUGGAAAAUAAAAAUCAGACAGCAAGAGAAGAGAUGAUAGAGCUGCAAAGUAAACAUGAGAGAGCCACCAGUGAUGUUGAAGAAGUAAUGAGGCAAAAGCAGAUGCUGGAGUUGGAGAAAGAUGAAUUAGAAGAGCGUCUGAUGAAUCAACUUGCUGAGCUCAAUGGAAGUAUUGGAAACUACCAACAGGAUGCCAUGGAUUUACAGAUACAAAAUGAUGAUUUGCAGAGAGAGUUGCAGGAUGUUAGGUUCCAACUGGAAGAGGAAAAGAGGCAGCUGGAGAGACAAAAAGCAGAAGCACUGUCACAAGUACAGAAAGAAUAUGUAGAGAAAUUAAAGUCUGUGCAUGAUGGAGAGAAAGGCAGAAAGAGUCAAACAAAAGAACUCCAAGAAUUGCUCAAGGAGAAACAACAGGAAGUCCGGCACCUACAGAAAGAGUGUAUACAGUACCAAGAGACAAUCAGUGGACUAGAAAGGGCCAUUAAGGCCCUGGAGUUUGUCCAUAGUGAAUCUGAAAAGGAAAAACUGUCAUCUACUGAAAAAUUAACAAAGGCCUUGGACGAUACAAGACAGGCAAAAACAGAUGUAAAAUCACUCCGUAUCUUGCUAGAUGACAGCCAAAGUGAGACUGCAAGAAUAGCAGCCGAGAAUCUUAAACUAAAGGAAAGUCUUCAAGCAGCAGGGGAGGAGACUGUUUUAAAACUCAAAAGGAAAGAGGAGGAUCUGGAAGCAAGAUUGGAACAGGAGAGGGAUAAACAUAUGAAAGAGAUGAAGAAUGUACAAGAGAAACUGGACUUAAUGCAUCUUGAGAAAGAAAAGUUACAGGGCUCCAUCAGCAGCCUGCAGCAUGAUCUUGAUGGGAAGAGCUUGGAGUUGAAGGAGAAGCAAGAUAACUUGAACCAAAACAUUGCAAAGCUUGCAGCCUUUACCCGUAGCAUGUGUUCAUUGCAAAAUGACAGAGACCGCAUCAUAGAAGAGUCCAAGAAAUGGAAUAAAACAUUCGAUGAUACCAUGCAGAAAAAAGAUGAUGAAAUCACUGAGAAGGAGAAGACUUGCGUGUCCCUUAACACUGAACUGAAGCAAGUUACAGCAAAGGUUGAGGAGCUUCAGGUCGUAUUAGCCAGGCUAGAGGUGCAAAAUCAGGAGCUCUCAGCAACUCUGAAAACUGAAACUGAGGCCAGUCUGAAAACACGAGCUGCUUUAUUUGAGGAGAAGGCCAUACUUUCUUCUUGUCUAGAAGAGGAGCAAAAGCUCCACACUGCCUGCCAGGAAGAGCUUAAAUUGCGAAAAUCUGAGGCCACAGAGAGGCUUAAUCAUCUGCAGGCUGUGGAGCUUGAACUGAAGAGUCUUGAAGCUGAAAGGGAAGAUCUUGAUGGAGCACUGAAGACAUUAGAGACAGAGGUCCAAGACUGGAAGCUGCACUGUGAGCAGAUUCAGUGCGACUUGCAAGCAUCUAAAACUCUGACAGAGCAGUUGCACCGUGAACUGGAACAGAAAGAGCAGGACGUAGUUAGACUGCUUAGUACGCGAGAUGAAACAGUGAGCACAGCUGUUGGGGAACUACAUGAAUUACAUGCUGCUGAGAGCAGAGCACUGGAAGAAAGGCUGGUAGAGGGAGAGAGAGAGCGCAGACUAUUGCAAGAGAGAUUAGAAUCCAUCACUUCCCAACUACAUUCCACUAAGGAGGAAGCCAGCCAAAGUAAAGCUCAGCUGGAGGCAAUCACCAAGUCCAUGUGCUCGCUCCAAGAAGAACGGGAACGCGUGUUGAGCGACUACCAACAGUUAGAGCAGCGACACAUUGAUGCUAUCCUUGCCAAGGAUGGGUUGAUCCAGGAAGCUGCACGAGAGAGCAAUGAGCUGCGAGAAGAGUUAAGAUUUCAGAGGAGUCACUCUGAUGACCUAAAUGCACAGAAUGCCAAGUUAAAUGCAGAGCUGACUCGCUACCGGGAAGAUUUGAAGGAACUUAUUUCACUGAAAGAUUCACAGUUGAAACAGCUCUUGGGAGAAAAGUUGCAAGAAAUAGAGAGGAUGCACCAUGAGCAGAAUAUCCAAGAACAGCAGUGGAAGCAAGACAAAGACCACAUGGAAUCACUUAAGAAGGAACUGGAAGAAGUCCUGCUGGAGAAACAAAGAAUGCAGCAUGAGAUUGAAACCUUGACUCUCUCUGUGUCACAGCUACAGAGUGAAAUAGACGCAAGCAAGCUCCGACUUCUAGAACAGGAGCAAGAGAUACAGAGACAGCAAGAAGAGUUGUCACAAUUGUUAAAAGAAUCUGCUGAUUUAAAAGAAGAGAACUCUCGGGUUAAGGCAGAAGCUGAACAAAGAAUACAGAGUGCAGAAAUGGAGCUGGAUAAGAAACUGAAAGGUAUCCAACAUGAUACGGGUAUUUUGCGCAAUGAGACAGAAACUGCUGAGGAGAGAGUAGCAGAACUUGCCAGGGAUCUUAUUGAAACUGAGCAGCACCUUCUGAAUGUGAAAGAAGAGAACUCUGCUCUUACAGCACAACUCCAUGCAUUUGAAGGCUCCAUGAGGUCUCUGCAAGACAGUCAUGACUUUGCACAGGAGGAAAUUCAGAGACUGCGCGACCAGAUUAAGGAGAUGCCAAUCCCUCAGGAAGAUCUCAGCACUGUGAUAGCAGAGAGGGAUACAUUAAAAGACCUGGUAUCACAGAGUAGAGAAGAGCAGCAACAAAUGCAAAUGCAGCUGGAGGAGCAAGCACACAUAAUACAAAUUAGAGAAGCCGAGGUCAUCAGAAUGACUUCUGAACUUCAGUCUUCACAAAGUAAUCUUCAAGCACUGUCCAAAGCCAUGGGAAGUCUACAAGAGGAACAUGGGCAUCUAAAAGAACAUAUCCAGAGACCGUAUAUGGAGGUGGAAAGGACAUUACAGAGCCCAGACCUCAGGGAUAAAAAGGAAUCUAAUCUCGCUGAAAAAGAUCCCCUACAUACAGAGCUACAAAGUAUUAAGGAAGAAUUGCAGCAGCUACACAGUCAGCUUACCGAUGCGCUUGCACAAGUGCACCACAAAGAGCUGAGAAUACACCAGCUCAAUGGCAAGCUCUCUCAUAUAUUUGAGGAGAAGAAUGCUUUGUCUCUGCAGCUAAGAGGGAGCAGUCAGAAUCUUAGAGAUGCUCUCAACCGAAAUGCUUCCCUCGAGAGACAGUUACAGGAACUCCAACCUAUGACUCAGGAAGUAUUGCAGAGUCAUUCUUCUGCUGCAGUUUCACAUGAAAAAAUGGAAUACCAAACAAGAGGAGAUAGGCAAAUAAUGGAGUUACAGCAAAGGUAUCUAGAAAUGGAACAAAUGAACAAUGAGGCAGAACACACUAGGAUGGAGCUGGAGCAGCUUUUAAGAGAGGAGCGCCGAAGAGCAGAGGAGCGAGAGCAAGAGCUAGAGAACAUGAAACGGUUACAGCCAUGUGACUGGUCUGUCUCUCAGGAUCCUGAUGUAACCAAUGAUCUGUCUUUACUGAUAGAACCAGAAAAUGUGCUGAAGGGUAAAGUAAGCAAGACACGGAGUACAUCCUUACGCAGACAGUUACGAAAUACCUUCUUUUCUCGCACACGGACUCCAAUGCUGGCUGCACUUUACAUUUUAAUUAUCCAUGUGCUGUUGCUGCUCUGCUUCACUGGACACCUCUGAUAGCGUAUAUUUCACCUCUGAGGAGUCACAUGAGGAUCUUUUAGUGGCGUCUAGAAUGAAUCUUGCAAAGAUUUUUAAUAGGGACCUCACCGUGCCCAGAGGUAGUAACAGCAGGAAUUCAUAUACAAGUGGCCAAAAACAAAGGGCAAGCUCCUGUUCACUGAUGACCACACUACUUCAGGAAAAGACAAUGUGCUGUUCAAUGACUUGCUUGAAUCUCUUCGCUACUAAUACAGGUCCUCUUUGAUUUCCUUCCUCCAUGUACCAACUCACCUUUGUUGCCUUUUCCACCUCCCAAAGUCUGACUGUAAUACCCUUUUGCGAUCUAUAAAAUGAAGUUGAAUCUUAAGACUGUCCUGUGAUCUUCUACUUCCCAUCAAUCAUUUGCUAGAUGUUGGCUUAGAGGUAUAAGUGUACCUCUGUGUAAAUAUUAUGUAUAGUACAUGAGUACAAUAUUUAUGUACAGUUGAGCGCCAAAGGUUUAAUGGUAUUAAGGGAUAAAUAUUGUAUGUAGACAUGGCCAUCAAAAUGGGAUAUCUCAAUGUAUUUUGUAUGUUCCAUCUCCCUUGCUUUUAAAUGAGCUACAUUUUAUUUUCUGCUUCAACUGGUCCUGUAAAAGCUAUCCUGGAUGUGUUCAAAUUAAUUCUUGUAUUACAAUGUGAUUUUGUAUGUAUUAUUUUACCCAUUUUAAAUGUUGUGUGUGUGUGUGUGUGUAUAUUUAUUGUAUGGUACAUGAGAGCCGUUGAUCUUUUAGAUAUUCUGUAGAGCUGUAAUAACCUUAACCCCUUAAGGACCAAACUUCUGGAAUAAAAGGGAAUCAUGAAAUGUCACACAUGUCAUGUGUCCUUAAGGGGUUAAAAAGUUUAACAAGUUACUCCGGGAGGGCGCCAAGGGUUAUGGUGCUUGGAGUGUUCCUUUUAAACAGGUUGACAAUUUACUUUGAUCACCCAAUCUCCUACCUUGAAACUGCCUGCUUCUAGAUUCUUCCUGCAAAGAGUAUCUGGUUCACUCCAUGGAGUUAAGCAGUGCUGCUCUCAUUGGCUGAGGGUGUCAACUAAGCACUCUGAGCCACUGAGUGCACUCUGCAUCAGGCUGUGCUUAGCUCAGGGGAGAAGUCAUUUGAGGGGGGGUGCUCAAGGGACACAAAUAAGUUGUCAAACUGUUCAUAAAUGCUUUGCUAAGUUAUUCUGGAAGAGGUCACCACACUCCCAGCACCAUAACCACUACAUCCGACUGUAGCGGUUAUGGUGCUUGGAUUGUUCCUUUAACACUGAAAAUGUUUUAUGUACUACAUGUCCUAACAUGCUCCAUACAUCACGGAAAAUCAACAAACCUCUACUGUGCCAUGUGUAUCUAAUACUGCUAUACAGACUAGAGCAUACCUGUCUGAUUUCUUGUACAAGGUGGAAACAUAAAUAAGAAAUCACCUGUUACAGUAUAGAAUAGCUUCCUAGAGAUCAGUUACUUACAUACCAUACAGUAAAAUACAUUCCUGGCCUCCUUGUUUCUCCAACUACAUAUGAUCUGGUUUGUUUAUACAAUAACUUGUCUUUUUGUACCUUUCCGCAAAACAUGUAUACAUUUCCGUUACAAGUGUAAUACUGUAUAUUAUCAGAAUUGAUUUCUAUUAAUAUGAUUUAGUAAUGCAUAGAAAUUAGGGAAUAUAAGAAAUUCCGAAAAUUCUUGUAUAUUGACGGAGUUAAAUUGCAAACGCAUUCAUUAAUAGUUACAGGAUUUUAAUGGCAGUUUGGUUACAACACUGCUUAUAGCUUUGAAGGGACGGAAUCAUAAUCCUUUUGAUAGUUUAAAAAUUGCAUCAUAGGUGUCGUUUUGGGACAUUACAAAUGAUUUCAACAUAUUUGUACAAUUAUCCAUUUCCAUUACAUCCAAAAGUCGUUCUAUGAUACAAAUGUGCCAUGGCUUUAAUCUGAAUGAAUCAAAUGGUCUCUACUUAUCAUAACUGUAUUUUUUUUUUUUUUUUUUAAAGAAAACAUUAGAUUUGUCAUAUUUUGUACCAUUACAUCUCAGUUCAUUCAACACAAGUCCUUGUUACACUCUGAAAAUGUAUUCUUCUGUUAAAAUAGGCUGGGCUCUGAUGCCUUUUAUUUCUUUAUUUGAAACUGGACACACUGCACCCAGAGCCUCUUCAUACCCUAAAUGUAACACUAAGAAGAUGUAGUUGGUAUGGUAUUUAAAUGGUUCUUUUGGGUGCAGUGGUAGCCACUCUGAAUGCAAGCAUUUUCAACCCUUCCGUUACUGAUACUGUUUAAGAAAUGGUUGUUUGACCUUCCUAGUGAUGCUUAAUCUUAAUGUUGCUAUAAGGAAGAACAAAAUUGUAAUAAAUAUUUUAAUUA